Molecule: messenger RNA, 630 nt
Organism: Triticum dicoccoides
Lineage: Eukaryota; Viridiplantae; Streptophyta; Magnoliopsida; Poales; Poaceae
Exons: 1
Coding region: 1-630 (209 amino acids)
Source: RefSeq, a predicted model, not a curated record
AUGUCGGCUGACCCUGAAGCAGCCGGAUCCAGCUCGGGGACUUCAGCAGGCGGCCCAGGGACUUCUGCAGGCGGCCCCGGGGUUGUAGCACCCAAACCCGGCCCGGGGACUCCAGAACCGGGCCUGAGGACCGCUGUAGUCAGCUCGGGGACUUCAACGAUGCAACAAGCAGCGGCCGGCUCCGACCCGCCGCCUCCCAACCCGACCACCCUAGUACAUGUUGCUGUCAUGACGAUGGUCGAAGCUCCGUUUUGGGCGCAACCCAUCCUCAACUUUCUGGUGAGCCGCGAGCUACCAGCCAACGAAGUCUUGGCCCAGCAGGUGCAACAUCGGGCGACUGCAUACACGAUCAUCAACAGAGAGCACGUCAGGCGUAGUGCGACUGGCGUCUUCCAGCGCUGCGUUGAGCCGGAGAAGGGCAUCGCAAUCGUCAGGGAUAUUCAUCAAUGCGAAUGUGGCCACCAUGCCGCCUCCAGAUCCCUCGUUGCCAAAUCUUUCCACCAUGGUUUCUUCUGGCCGACUGCUUUGGACGACGCCAAGGAGUUGGUCCGCAAAUACAAGGAGUGUCAGCAUUUCAGCACCAAGCAGUACCUGCCGACUUCUGCACUCAAGACCAUUCCCAUCACCUAG